CUUUGUCACCAUUUUUAAGAUGGUGGUGAACUAUCAUAGGAGUCCUGCACAAUAAUUUAAGGUUACCGUAAAAAGCUAAUUCUCAUGGGGGUAUUUUGGUCAUUACAAACAUUGGCAUCCAGUCAAAGGACCCAAACCAUUCCUAAGGCCUAUAUAAUCCAACCACAAUAGGAAGACGAAGGUAUGAGUAAGUUUAUUAGAAGGAAGAUAAUAAGAUCUUUUCUAUUUCUCUAAUGGGUUCUUUAAUCGAUCAUUCCAUAACUGUCGAUCAUUGGAGUGGGCCGGAUAAUGUAGAAUUAAGGAUUUCGAUUCGAGAUGAGGAGAUGGCGGAGUGCCGGAUCUGUCAAGAAGAAGAAUUCCCUUUCAAGCUUGAAGCUCCUUGUGGAUGCUCUGGAAGUAUUAAGUAUGCGCAUCGCGCGUGUGUACAAAAAUGGUGCAAUGAGAAGGGGAACACCAUCUGUGAGAUUUGCAAUCAGGCUUACAUGAGUGGUUACACCGCAAUCCCACGGCGAGAAGAGAGGAGGCUUAUUGGGAAUGCAAAUGCUAGGAGCAGGGAACAACGGUACACACGCAUUCGAGAUUCAGCUGCAGACGGACAUGAUUCUGAGAUUAGAGCUAAAUCGGGUCUUGCCUUCUGCUGUGGUUCAGCUUCAAUAGUUUUGCUAGCUCUAGUUUUUCUCCAACAUGUUCUAUCAAUCAUAGAUGCGCUGGACGGCGAUAAUUCCUCCAUGUUACUCAUGAUUUUGGUUCUUAGAGCUACUGGUUUUCUACUUCUUUGUUACAUUACCAUUGGAGCAAUGUGCAUACUACGACGAGCGCAACAUGGGGACCACGUGGGAACGGUGGAGCGAAGGGAUGCUAUUGUUUACUUCAUCUUCCUUUUUUCUUCUUUUUUAUUCUUUUUCCAUCAAAGUCUCAAUUAGCACCAUAUUCUUUCCCGUACAUAUUUUCGAGAUCAUUGCAAAUUGUAAUUUGUUUUCCAUCCAAAUGCAUUCAUUGUAAAUGAAAGGAAGUAGUAAGCUAGGAGCUUGCUCUCUCAUUGCUAAGUAAUCUAUACAUUUAAUUCUUUCAAUCUUUUCUUAUGAAUUUCCUUAAGUAUUUGUGUUCUUUAGCUUUGCUUUGAGGCUUUUGUUUUUGUUUUUUUUUUUUCCUCUUUAGUCCGGAGUGUGGGCUUUUCAUUCUAAUCCUUAACUUAGGUGUAAACUUUUUAUUUAUUUUUCUCUAAUGCAGAGUUUGGAUUUAUUUUACCAUUUCCAUUAUAAAUUUAGGUAAAUUGGUGAUAAUUAUUUACUAUGUGAAUUUUAUGCAUGCCACGGUUUUGAUGUGAUAGAUUUGCUCAAACUAAGGAGUAGAAAAAUGGAAUGGUAAAAUUUGUGAGUAGAGCUGGGUAUUGAGUUGAGUCACAUUGAGUUAGGGUUGACUCGACUCAAUCCGGUUUUGAAAUAGGCCUGACUUGAAC
This is a messenger RNA of Magnolia sinica, 1459 nucleotides long. RefSeq lists its product as uncharacterized. NCBI's taxonomy places the organism in Eukaryota, Viridiplantae, Streptophyta, Magnoliopsida, Magnoliales, Magnoliaceae. Gene Ontology annotation, molecular function: zinc ion binding; ubiquitin-protein transferase activity. Gene Ontology annotation, biological process: protein ubiquitination. Gene Ontology annotation, cellular component: membrane. Bases 234 to 923 code for a protein of 229 amino acids. The transcript has 7 exons. The record is from RefSeq and is a predicted model, not a curated record.